Messenger RNA from Gastrolobium bilobum, 534 nucleotides. RefSeq lists its product as uncharacterized. NCBI's taxonomy places the organism in Eukaryota, Viridiplantae, Streptophyta, Magnoliopsida, Fabales, Fabaceae. The transcript has 3 exons. The record is from RefSeq and is a predicted model, not a curated record. The coding region runs from base 1 to 534 and encodes 177 amino acids.
AUGCCUACUUUUGUGAAAUUUAUGAAAGAAAUCCUCUCUAGAAAAAGGAGACUUGAGGAAUUUGAAACUGUUGCUCUUACUCAAGAUAGCAUUAAAUACAUGUUAAGCAAGUUACCUCCUAAAUUAGAGGAUCCAGGGAGUUUUGCAAUUCCCUGCACCAUAGGUGAUCAUUAUCAAGGUAGAGCAUUGUGUGACUUAGGAGCUAGUAUUCAUUUAAUGCCAAGGAGUGUGUUUAAGAAGCUUAGGGUAAGAGAAGCUAGCCCUACAACUGUAACUCUACAGUUGACUAAUUAUGAAGAGGAUAGGGAAGUGCCUAUAAUUUUAGGUAGAGCCUUUUUAGUCACUAGAAGAGCUAUAAUAGAUGUGAAAGAGGGUGAGUUGUCUAUGAAUGUAAAUGGGGAACAAUGUAUUUCGGGUGCUGAGUAUGGUGGUCUAGGUGCGAGGAAAGAUCGAGCAAUAUUUGGAGAUGAGGUGCAUGUGGAAGCUGAUCGAAUGGCUCGCGAUACUACUGCAAGAAAGGAAGGAGAGAUAUAA